This is a messenger RNA of Daldinia caldariorum, 3797 nucleotides long. Its product is annotated as DUF1740-domain-containing protein. Gene Ontology annotation, molecular function: protein binding. Lineage: Eukaryota; Fungi; Ascomycota; Sordariomycetes; Xylariales; Hypoxylaceae. Gene Ontology annotation, biological process: regulatory ncRNA-mediated post-transcriptional gene silencing; negative regulation of RNA catabolic process. Gene Ontology annotation, cellular component: catalytic step 2 spliceosome. The record is from RefSeq and is a predicted model, not a curated record. The transcript has 2 exons. The coding region runs from base 471 to 3671 and encodes 1066 amino acids.
CCACUAUUCAACUUCAUAACUUAAACAACAUUUGAACCCUUUUCUAAUACCUACAUCAACCAUCUCGACUGUUACUACUACAUAGGGCAACUAAAUAUGUCGUGGUAGUACGAAUGGGAUCAGAUGCCAAAUAUCUUGAUAAGAUCGGCUAUGCUGUACUCACCUGAGCUCUGAUGGAUGGUAAAUAGACCGCCCCAAAAGUAACACCAAGAGUGACCUACACUGGCCCCUGGGAAGCUAGCUUCGAAAUCUUGUGAGCUGCAUGUGCAGCCAAGAUAGAUCUAUCUGGCAUACUACCUAUCUAUGUACCCGCACUGAAUGGUCAAUGACAUAGUAUCUUUUAGUACCUGGCCUGCAUGUGGGGGACACGGAGCGGAAUAUUGCGUCCAACGUACAAACAAAACAAGUACACCGUAAUAUACCUCCCUAACCUACCUUAGGUACCUAGCCUACCUUAGGUAUACUUCAUCAUGUCAUCGAAACCAGAAAAAAAGUCCACAGUGCCCAAGUUUUCUUCGUUUAAGCCUCAACCUGAGAAACCCCAGCCUCCACAGGAAGCCAGCUCUGAGGAACUGAAACAACCUUGUACGCCUUCCGUCUCGAGGCGCGAAGACCAAGGCUCAUUAGGAGACAGAUCCCGUCAGACGGAGAAAUCUCGUCAUCAAAGGCUCCCGCAGCGACCUUCCCCACCAGAACAAGAUAGAAAUACUUUAUUUGUAUACGAUAAGCGAGGUGACUCCUUGAUUCGAAGAUAUGGCGGUAACAAUCCCCGCGAUAUUCCCAACUACCGCCGUCUUGGAUUCGGCCGUAUCUUAGGGGUUGAUGGCUAUAUGAGAAUUGAUCAUACCGGUAGCCGUGAUGAAUUCUUCUUGUUGGGUUUUCGCGAAAGCGGUUCCCUGUUUGGCAGUGACAGGAAGACCCUUCUAACCAAGGGCGGUCAUUUCAAAUCGCAGCCCAUCAGAGUUCGGCGAGAGCGAUCCCAAACCGUGACGGGCUCAGAGGACUUCGUACCCCUGAAGACAUCAAAAAAGCGAAAACGGGUCCGACUCGAGUCAGGGGAUUCGUCGAGUGAUGAAGCGCAAGCCUAUAGGUCAAUUCAUGGCAAGAGCAAAAGUCACGAGCACUCCGAUAGUGAUGUGGAGUACGGUAGUGAAACAUCUACGGGCUCAAAGGAUAGAAGUGUGGACGAUCCCAUGAGCUUAAAGUCGAUUGAGCUAUCUAGAAGGGUUCGUGACCAUCCGCAAGACAUCGACGCUUGGUUUGAGCUUGUUGAUCAUCAAGAUACUCUUCUACGGAAUAGCGGGCAAGACGGUCGUCAUCCUACUGCAGCAGAGGUCAAGAGCUUUGCUGAUAUCAAAUUGUCCUUACUCGAGCAAGCAUAUUCUCAUGCAACAACCGAUUUACAGCGGGAGAUGUUGCAGCUGAGAAUUAUGCGAGAAGGUUCAAAGAUAUGGGACAACGCGACUAUUUCAAAGCGAUGGAGUCAAGCUCUCGAUAAACAUGACAUGAAUUUUGAUUUGUGGAAAGAAUAUACAAACUUUCAGCAGACGAGGUUAUCGACAUUCGGGUAUGAGAAAAUCCUACACCAUUAUACCAAACGCUUAGACCGGUUGGCGAGGGAAACUUUGAUGAAACAAAAUGAAGAGAUUGAAUUCAAACUCUACGAACAAAUGAUCUAUGUAUUCUUAAGAGCGACACGUUUCAUUGCAGAUUCCGGCUACAAGGAGCUUGCUAUAGCAACGUGGCAGGCGGCGUUGGAAUUGACGUUCGCACGUCCGUCCAACUUUCCGGAGAAAAUGAGUAUUGCUCCGCCGUCUGACUUCCAGAAUUUUUGGGAAAGUGAAGUCCCGCGGAUAGGGGAGGAUGCAGCUUUAGGAUGGGCAACCUUUGCAGAAGGCAGCCAAGCACUGGAGCCUCCCGAACCCAAAACUGCAGAUGAAUUUACAUCUCCAAAUACUCGAGACGGCUAUAAAGCUUGGUCAAUCUUCGAACAACACAAAGCCCGAGCUGCGGCAACACCCGCUCGCACCAUGGAUGACGGAGCAGAGGAUGAUCCAUUUAGAGUCGUCAUGUAUGCAGAUAUCCAGGAUAUGCUCUUGCAUCUUCCGAAUGAGCUGAUUCCUAAUCUUCGAUGCCAGCUACUAGAUACGUUCUUAAUAUUUUGCCAGUUACCCCCAGCCUUCUCUUCUAGCAAUAUCGUUCGAGAAAUGCUUCAGGAUGAUUUCCUCGUUCGUAGUCCAGCGGAUCCAAUUGUCAUAGAGAGCUCGUCUAACCAGGUUAUAAACACCGAGGAGCAAAACAAAAGACCGCCUGAGUUCGCUCAUGACUAUCCGCGAAUGGAAGCCACGCCAGAAGUAUUCUUCCCCUUGCCUCAUUGGUUUAGACGUAUGGGAAAGAUUCGGGACAGUAUACCCGCGGACCAAUACACAUGGAUUUCGACUACAUUAAAGCAGCUUGUCCAUACAUUCGGCGUACAUGAGCUUGGUCCAUACUAUCUCGCAUUUAAGUCGUUGAACGAACCUGGGGAAGAAAAGAAAACAGCAAAGACACUUCUAAAGCAAGAUUCUUCGAACACCGAUUUGUACCUGGGUUACUCGAUCCUCGAAUGGGCAAAAGGUAAUGAGGACGUCGCUCGCAAUACUAUUACUGCUGCGAUAGGCAUACCGGUCAUGUCAGUCCAUAGCAAGCUCACCUUAGGCAUUGCUGCUGCAUGGAUGGAGCUUGAGAAUUGCAACUUGGCUAAAGCAACUCUCCAAUUAUGUGCAUUGUCGGAUGGCCCCUCUUCCAUAAGGACAAUACCGGACAACCAAACGGCUUCUACAGCCCAGAUACUAAAGGCAAAGCAUUUCUUAUCAUCAAAUAGAGACUAUUUAUUGUCGUCAGCCGAUGCCGACGAGGCCGUCAUAUAUGCUGAAGGCCUAGCGCUUCUUGAAUACUUGACUCAGCAGAGUAAUAAGGAACCCUCUAGUGGGAACCAAGGGGACAUUUGGUCCGCGGUAUCUAGUAUCUCUACAUGUUCUAACGAGCUAGUGUCCCGGCAUUAUGGCCUUAGUAGUUGUCAUGAAAAAUUACUCCAAUCUGCUGCUCGUUUACUCUAUUAUCACGCUACCCAGGGCCCCUUUAGGCCUGGACUUCUUCGUGAGCAACUAACGAAGUAUAUCAAUUUCUUCCCCCAAAACACCCUCUUCCUCAGCCUUUACGCAUGGAGAGAAGCACGUCUCAGUAUCGACGACAGGGUGCGGUCGAUUCUCGACAAAGUCGUCCUCGUCGACCGCUUUGACUGCGUCAGCAGCCGGGUAUUCGCUAUCCGGUACGAGUCCCGCACGGGGAACGUGCACUCGACGCGGGCGGCGUUCGAGCACGCGCUCGAAAGCGAGGCGUGCAGAAACCACCCGGGCCUCUGGAUAUCGUAUAUCCGGUUCUGCCACGGCAGGAAGGAAUUGAGAGCCAAGGCCAAGAGCGUAUUCUAUCGAGCCCUCCAAUGCUGCCCCUGGUCGAAGGACGUAUUCAUGGAGGCCUUCGCCACGCUGGUUAGGGACAUGGAUUCUUCCGAGCUUAAGUCGGUAUAUAAUACGAUGUGCGAGAAGGGACUGCGUGUUCACGUUGAGAUGGAGGAGUUUGUGGAGGGGUGGCGCAGGGGGCAGAAGGAGAAGGAACGGGUAAGACGGUAAAUGGAUAAAGAAAGCCCCCUUUUCAAGCUUCAAGUAAGAUAAGUACUUGGUAGCUCAUACAUACGUACAAUAUAUGUACGAAUAUAAUAUUCUUCAAUAUAAAUCUAUCUAACCUUAGGACCAGCG